AUGAAAAAAUUAGGAGACACUCAAACAAACCCAUUCAAAGGGACAAUUGACUAUAUUAAUGACACUCUUGAUUUGAAUAUAACAAUACAUUAUACUGAUCCCUAGUUCGCAGAUGCUGCAAAUAAAGGGAUUACAGAAGGAGAGAAUGCUGCUUCAUGUCUAUCACUUAACCUAUAUAAAUAUCCUAAUAAGAACUAUGAUACGUAAGAUUUAUCCUCUUACACUAUCAAUUACAUCAAUGAUAAUUUAAGUGUAAGAGCAUAUUAAUUCAGCAUUCCAAGCAAAGACUUUGUAAAAGAACUCUAAUUAUCAGAAGAUGGAACCAGCUACUUUUUCAAUGGUUAUUUUAGCUUGAAUUUUAACAUUGAAAGUAAUUUACAAAGAGUUAUCUUUUUCGACUUCUUUGUUGGGAUAGAGAGAACAUCAACUGGAAAAAGGGAUACAACCUUUGGAAGUUUGAGUUCAUCUUAAAAUCUUCCUUGCUAAUCGGAAUGUACAACAUCAGUUACAAGUUCACUUUAAUUCUGUCCUGAUUAAAUGUGUGAAUCCACAAUUGACAAACCUGACUUAUAUUUAAAUGAUCAGAUAUGGCUUAAACAUACUCUAACUAAGUAAGGAACAGAAAACUAUUACUUGAUCAAUCCGGAAAUAUAUUUCACAGGAGAUAAGCUGUUCAAAAAAGCAGAUAUUAAAGAAUAAGUAAUAUCCUAAAAAGGAUAUGCCAUGUAUUUGAUUAAUAUCGAGAUUGCAUGGACACCUAUAACAAUAUCAGCAAAGGCUAUGGUAUCUUCAAUAGCAGGAUCAAGAAUAUUACAUGAAUAAUCUCGAUUAUUAGAACUAGCUUAGACAUCAACUAUAGGAAUUACUCCAGAGAUAGGAUGUGUUAAAGAUAAAGAGACUAAUGAAUGCAUCAAUUGUGAUUAAUCAUAGAAUGUUAAUAAUUAUGACCUACCUUAAUUAGAUGGAUGUCCAUUGAAUGCUAAUAUUUUGAUUGUUGGAACAUUGAUUUUAGUUUGUUUUUUCAUUUGA
Paramecium tetraurelia is the source of this 1029-nucleotide messenger RNA. RefSeq lists its product as uncharacterized. The record is from RefSeq and is a predicted model, not a curated record. The transcript has a single exon. NCBI's taxonomy places the organism in Eukaryota, Ciliophora, Oligohymenophorea, Peniculida, Parameciidae.